Erythranthe guttata (spotted monkey flower) is the source of this 900-nucleotide messenger RNA. Its product is annotated as mitochondrial fission 1 protein A. Gene Ontology annotation, molecular function: protein binding. Gene Ontology annotation, biological process: mitochondrial fission; autophagy of mitochondrion; peroxisome fission. The record is from RefSeq and is a predicted model, not a curated record. NCBI's taxonomy places the organism in Eukaryota, Viridiplantae, Streptophyta, Magnoliopsida, Lamiales, Phrymaceae. Gene Ontology annotation, cellular component: mitochondrial outer membrane; peroxisomal membrane.
UGUAUGGGCCAACAUGGGCUUUAAGUUGAAAUUCGGGUCAAUUUUCCGGGUUGUGGAGUUGACCCACUUGACAUGUCUCCUCAACCCAAAUUCGGGCCGUAGUUCAUUCGGCCCGCUCGCAAUCAAACGCACUAUAAAAGCGACUGAUUCUUUACGCAGGAGAAUUUGCUGCACACGAAUAUAGCAGUUGCGUUGACAUCAGGAGAGAUGAAAAAGAUGGAAGCGAAAAUUGGGAAACUCUUCGAUUCAGUCGGCAGCUUCUUCACCGGCGCCGAUCAAAUUCCUUGGUGUGAUUCUGACAUCGUCAUCGGCUGUGAGCGCGAGGUUGCGGAAGCUGAGAAAGGUUCUUCCGAUAAACUAAAAAGUGAAUGCAUCACGCGCUUGUCUUGGGCCCUUGUUCACUCAAAACGCGCGGAUGAUGUCCAACGUGGAAUAGAUAUGCUUGAAGCUUCGUUGGCUGGGUCUAGCAGCCCUGUGGAGGCCAGGGAAAAGCUUUAUCUUCUUGGUAUUGGGUACUACAGAAAUGGCGACUAUGCUAAGAGCAGGAAUCUUGCCAACCGCUGUUUGGAGAUUGCACCAAACUGGGGGCAGGCCUUGACACUCAAGAAAGCAAUUGAAGAUAAAAUUACCAAAGAGGGAGUAAUUGGGAUCGGUAUAGCUGCAACUGCUGUUGGACUUUUGGCUGGCGGCAUCGCAGCAGCCCUUUCAGCACGCAAGAAAUGAUCGGCACAAUAUUAUGAUGUAUAUAAACAAAUCAACAUACUGAGUUUUGACUAUCGACCCUUUUUUUGCCAGGCACCAAAUAUUGUCUUAGUCUUUUCUUUUACAAUCUCUUGUACAAAUCGAAUCAAUACAUGACUAUAUUAUACAUAAUACAUGAUACAUAUUGUAUUUACACGU